UAUGAAACGAUCAUCUCCAUUUUCUUUGGAAUAAUCACUAAAAGAAAAAAAAAAAAAAACAAUGUUGUCACUCAAACCAGUGUUGUUUCUGCUGCUAACGGUGGUCUGUCUCGGAGUAUCCAAGGUUACUCCCCACCAAAAGCAAGAAUUACCCACAGCGGUGGUUGACGGCGGCCAUGGUGUUUUUCCGGUGAGGAUUGCUUAUGAAACAGGAAGUAAUGGUGAAGAAGACUCGUCGUCUAUGAUAUUGGCUGAAAAAAGAACUAGAAGGAAAGAUCCAGCGAAUCAUUUAAAGUACUACAAUGGUGGAUGGAAUAUUAGUGAUCGUCAUUAUAAAUCUUCUGUAUCGUAUACUGCUGCUCCCUUGUUUGGCAUUGCUGCAGUCUGGUUUGUGGGAUUCGGCUUAUCCUUGCUCUCGAUAUGUUUCUGUUAUUGUUGUUGUCGAAGAACACCAUACGGCUAUUCCAGAACCGCUUACGCACUCUCUCUUGCCUUCCUUGCUCUAUUCACCAUCGCUGCAAUUGUUGGAUGUGUGAUUCUCUACACGGGCCAAGGGAAGUUCCAUAAUAGUACUACGGAUACAUUGGACUUUGUUGUGAGCGAAUCCAAAGAUACAAUUAAUAAACUCAACAAUGUGUCGAGUAUUCUUGCGACAUCAAAGAAUAUCGGAGUAGAUCAAGUCUCUUUACCUCCGAGUAUGAAAAAAAACAUUGAUCGGGUUGACGAAAUGGUAUCCAAAGCUGUUAGAUCUCUUGAUUCUGAGACCCAAAAGAACGAAAAAUAUAUACAUGAUGUUCUGAAUUCUGUGAGGCUUGCUCUUAUAAUUGUAGCUGCCAUUAUGCUUCUCGUAGCUCUUCUCGGUUUUCUACUCUCCAUAUUUGGCUUGCAAGUGCUUGUUUACAUAUUGGUGGUUUUGGGUUGGAUUCUCGUUACAGCUACGUUUAUCUUAUGUGGCAUAUUUCUCACACUACACAAUGUUAUGGGUGACACAUGUGUCGCAAUGGACGAAUGGGUUCAAAACCCUACGGCACACACAGCGUUGGAUGAUAUUCUUCCAUGUAUCGACCAUGCAACCGCUCAAGAAACAUUGUUUCAAACCAAAGAUGUCACGUUCCAGUUGGUAGAUACAGUGAAUAAGAUCAUAAUUAAUGUAGCGAAUAUUGAUCCGCCACCCUUUCCUGGUCUUCUCAAUUACAAUCAAUCCGGACCGUUGGUUCCCACCCUUUGUAACCCGUUAAAUGCUGAUAAAACAUAUCGAAAAUGUCAAGAUGGUGAGUUGGAUGCCAGUAAUGCAGCCCAGAUAUGGAAGGCUUAUGUAUGCCAGGUUUCCGCGAAUGAUAUGUGCACAACCGUGGGUCGGUUGACCCCAAAAAUGUACGACCAAAUGUCGGCUGCAGCCAACGUGAGCUCAGGUUUGACAUACUAUGGCCCGUUUCUAGCUGGUUUAAUGGACUGUUCUUUCGUUAGGUUCACGUUCACCAGGGUCCACGCGGAUCACUGCCCUGAGUUGAUCAAAUACAGCAAAUGGGUGUACAUUGGUUUAACGAUGGUGUCUGUAGCCGUGAUGUUAUCGUUGGUGUUAUGGGUGUUGUAUGCUAGAGAAAGAAGGCAUAGAAAGUACACAAAACUUGCAGUUGCAGCAUCGGAGCAUACUUCACUUGCAACUGAAACAGAAUUGAAGUGAAAAAGUGUAUACACAUAUAUUGGAAACUAAACUUAGAAUGUUUAUUAUAAUUAUGUCACACUUAUUAAUA
This is a messenger RNA of Helianthus annuus (common sunflower), 1754 nucleotides long. RefSeq lists its product as uncharacterized. The transcript is spliced from 9 exons. Lineage: Eukaryota; Viridiplantae; Streptophyta; Magnoliopsida; Asterales; Asteraceae. Gene Ontology annotation, cellular component: plasma membrane; plasmodesma. The record is from RefSeq and is a predicted model, not a curated record. The coding region runs from base 62 to 1684 and encodes 540 amino acids.